Messenger RNA from Aspergillus alliaceus, 1838 nucleotides. RefSeq names its product putative esterase/lipase. The transcript is spliced from 2 exons. The record is from RefSeq and is a predicted model, not a curated record. The coding region runs from base 321 to 1199 and encodes 292 amino acids. Gene Ontology annotation, molecular function: hydrolase activity. NCBI's taxonomy places the organism in Eukaryota, Fungi, Ascomycota, Eurotiomycetes, Eurotiales, Aspergillaceae.
AAAAAAAAAAAAAAAAGAGGUAAAGUAGCUGACCAAAACAACAUCGGUCAGAUUCGAUGGAUACUACAUUACCUGUAUAACAUCUCUAGUUCGCAAAGAAGCACUAAGGACACAUCAUAGUCUUUUGGUUGCCACGCGAAAGGCCCACCGGUCCUAAAUUAGUGAUCGAUAAUUGAGACGUUCUCAGUUUCUACCAAUUAUCCGGAGUCUUCUGCCGCAGUAUCUUACGAGCCUGAGCCGCGUGGUAUCCUGGUGAGACUCGGCAACCUUCAAUUUACGACGUGAUAGUCCUCAUUAAGAGCUCCACGCGGGACUCCACUAUGUCUUUUCUUACCUAUCUGUAUUACAAAGUCCUUGCCAUACUUAUCAGGGCUCUCGCUAGCCGCGGUAGGCGUCCUAUUCCCAGCCCUGAUGACGUCGUUCAUAUUCCAUCGCGAGAUGCAUCGAGAAAAAUCAAAGCACAUGUCUAUCAAUCGGCAUCGUCGCUGAACCCAUGUCCCAUACUCAUUAAUUUCCAUGGCAGCGGGUUCUUGAUUCCCAUGCAUGGAAGUGACGACGAGUUCUGCCGGCAAGUGAGCCGAGAGACGGGGUACACGGUGCUCGAUGUCCAGUACCGUUUAGCACCAGAACACCCCUUCCCCGCGGCCCUCCAUGAUGCCGAGGAUGCGGUGACCUGGGUUCUCCAGCGCCCUGAGAAAUUCGAUUUAUCUUGGGUGGCGAUCUCUGGGUUUAGUGCUGGGGGUAAUUUGGCUUUGGCCCUCUCCUCGAAUAUUUUCCCUCGAGGAACUUUUCGAUCGCUGCUCGCUUUUUAUCCCCCAGUUGAUUUGUACACAGAACCGGGAUCCAAGACUCCACCGGAUCCUGCAGGAAAGCCGCUGCCUGCAGUCUUAGCCCGGGUUUUUGAUAGAUGUUACAUUCCUACGUCCUACGAUGCCAGAGACCCUCGAAUCUCGCCCUAUUAUGCCCAACCUGACCGCUUCCCUGACCGCAUUCUGAUGGUGACUGCAGCUUGCGAUAGCCUCGCAGGUGAAGCGGAGGCACUCGCCGCCAAAAUCAACAAAGAACCGGGGAAAGAAGUUAUGUCUCACAGGAUGCAGGGUUGCAAUCACGGCUUUGACAAAAGCCCUCCCGAAGGGUCGAUUCCCGCAGAUGCAAAAGACAAGGCCUACACCAUGGCCGUUUCGACGUUGUCGCGUUAGAUGACACUGCCUCUCUGACCGUUCACUUUUUUUUUGCACGGACGGUGCUACGUCUAUUUCAUGUCACUGCGUUUUUCCCUUUUUUGGGGCUCGGGUAACUGGCGGUGAAUCAAUAACUUCUGAUCUAACUGCAUAUCAUUUUGACCCACCCCGAAUGGCGCCCGCCGGCACCCCAUAGAAGGCCAUACGGUUGACGGAGGUGUAGAUACUGUGUAGUUAGGCCACCGGGAUCAUCGAAUCACCAGCUGCACAAUAAGUAACAGGGAUGAUCGGGUGGUGAUGAUCAAGGAACUGGACAAGAACAGUGGGCCCAGACGAGAAAAUCUUCAUUAGCCGUUGAAACUUGAAGCAACGGUGCCUGACUGGUGAUGCAGUGGCUGAAACCACACCAUGGACCAUUCAUUCAGUUUUGUUUUUGGGGGCGGAACGGACCGGCAGGUACCCUAUGCCCUAAGCUCCUGAAAGCGGUAAUACCCCUAGCAGGGGCAGGUGACUUGACUACUGAACAGUAUUCUGUACCUUAGUAUGUUACCUGUUUCACACCCGUGGGAACGGAAUUGCUUUGGUGGAGCAGCCACUGACCUACAUGGAGGCCCAUACUUUGACUAACAAUGGAAUAUUACGUAUUGUGCCUGAUUG